This is a messenger RNA of Colletotrichum orchidophilum, 1611 nucleotides long. Its product is annotated as oxidoreductase family protein. Gene Ontology annotation, molecular function: nucleotide binding. The record is from RefSeq and is a predicted model, not a curated record. NCBI's taxonomy places the organism in Eukaryota, Fungi, Ascomycota, Sordariomycetes, Glomerellales, Glomerellaceae. The transcript has a single exon. Bases 1 to 1611 code for a protein of 536 amino acids.
AUGUCGUCCGUCAAGAAGUCGGGUUCGCCCGUCGCGGUUUUUCCAGAUGCAACUCCAGUGCCACCUCAGAAACCUCCCAUGUCUGCUUCACCACCUCGCAUACUCAUCAUCGGCGCUGGCUCUCGCGGGCAGGCAUAUGCUAACGCAAAUGAAACUUCCUGCAACGGUAUCGUGGCCGCCGUGGCUGAACCCAUCGCCUACAAGCGGCAAAGCUUCGGUCGAACAUUCAUUUGGGGUUCCAGCACUCCGCAAGAAGGGCAGCAAUUCGCCGACUGGACCGACUUCCUAGCCUAUGAGACACGUCGCCGCGAGAGAGAAGCGGCCGGCGAAGAUGUCCUGCCUGGCGUCGAUGCCGUCUUUAUCUGUGUGCUUGACGAAAUGCAUCGCGAUGUCCUCGUCGGCCUUGCCCCCCUGGGUUUGCACGUCAUGUGCGAGAAACCUCUCGCCACGUCUCUUGCUGAUUGUCUCGAUAUGUAUCAGGCCAUGAAGCCUCCAGCUGGCCAGGAGCCCAAGAACGUCUUCUCUAUCGGCCAUGUCCUUCGUUACAGCCCACACAAUAUGCUACUUCGCAAACUCCUGCUAGAGGAUCGUGUCAUUGGCGAUAUCCUCAAGAUUGUGCAUACAGAGCCGGUUGGUUGGUGGCACUUUACACACUCAUAUGUGCGCGGCAAUUGGCGGAAUCAAAAGACUACGGCACCAAGUCUGUUGACAAAGAGUUGCCACGACAUUGACCUGCUCCUCUGGCUUUUGAGCGCGCCAGUGAAGGCCGGAACAGGCACGCCUCACCUUCCAUCCACUGUAUCGUCAAGUGGUUCGCUUCAGCUCUUCAGGAAAGGUCGCAAGCCCGCCGCGGCCGGGAGUGCGACGAAUUGUAUGACGUGCCCUCUGGGUGACGGGGGCUGCAAAUUCUCAGCCAAGAACAUCUAUCUCGGCUCGGACCUGAAAGGCCUCGCUUCCGGUAACAUGGACUGGCCAGUCAGCAUCGUGCUCCCGGAGAUCGAAGACUUCCCCAUAGCUGAGCGGAGUAAAGUCCUAGCAUCCAAGCUCGCCGAAGAUUACGAUGCUUCCACUCCCAAGGACGUCGUUGCGUCCCGAAACUGGUUUGGUCGUUGUGUUUUCGACGCAGACAACAACGUCUGUGAUGAUCAGACUGUUACCAUCACCUGGGAUGAUGCUACGGACGCAAAUCUAGACGUAACCAAGCAGUCCAAAUCAGCAACCCUGCACAUGGUCGCACAAACGAAGAAGAUUUGCGAGAGAUACACACAUAUAUAUGGCGUUGACGGUGAGAUCUAUGCCGAUGCGCGAACCAUCACCAUAGAGGACUUCAACACUGGUGCGACUCGGUCAUUCCAUCCAACCAUCGAAGAUGCCGGUCACGGCGGUGGAGACAAAGGACUCGCACGUCAAUUCAUCCUGGCGGUAGACAAAGUCAAGAACCACGGCUGGACGCCAGAGAAAGCGCAAAAUGAGUUCAUUGGCUGCUCGCUUGAAGAAGUCAUUCGCUCGCAUGCGAUGGUAUUUGCGGCAGAGGAAGCGCGGACGGGGAAGAAAGUGGUCGACUGGGGGAAGUGGUGGUCACAGAAGGUUGCCAACUCGACAAGUGCUUGA